Bipolaris maydis ATCC 48331 is the source of this 816-nucleotide messenger RNA. Lineage: Eukaryota; Fungi; Ascomycota; Dothideomycetes; Pleosporales; Pleosporaceae. The record is from RefSeq and is a predicted model, not a curated record.
AUGUCUCUGGCUUUAAACUCCGUCCGGACAAUGGGCCAUGUCUCGAUCCUGCGUAACGCACCUGCUCUCUUCAUAGGGGUAUCCCGACUCCAUCGAACAACUCUUUUCCAGCAAAGCCUACGGGUCUUCCCAACAUUCACCCAGAAAGAAACGUCAAAAGCGAUGAUUGCGGCGCCAAAACCAGUGAUCCCAGCAGUAGCGCCAAGAGCGGUGUCCCCAGUAUUCGUAUCAAAGCUGAUAGACCCCGAAACACGACAACGGCACCGCAUCAAGCGAAUGGCCGCCCAGCAAAUAUACCAACAAAACGCAAAAAGACUGUCUGUAACUAUCUACAACGCCGGUCCAACCUUGUAUCUCGGCCAUUUCGGUAGUAACUACUACGACUAUGAUUCUGAGGAUUCCGAGCAAAGCGACAGUAACCAAUAUGAAUGGAUUUUGCGCGCGUGUUUCCACGGAUUUUGGUCUGCGCUUUUCACUGUUGUUUAUGAAAUUGCUCGCGGCAGGUACGUACCUCUACUAUUCCUAGACACGUUCCAAUCUGCGGAUAUGCGGGGAAAAAAGGUUACUUUGGAGACUAACAAUGAGAACGUAUUUAGGCCACUCGGGGAAGGAGCUUGGGAAGAUGAGGAAGAAUGGGAUGAUAAUGAUGAGAUUAGAGAGCUGGAAGAGGAAAAUGAUGAGUUGAGGGAUGAGAUUGGGAGGUUGAGGAGGGAGAAUAGCAAGUUGAAGGGGCAAAGUGGUGAGUUUGUCUGCUUUCCUUUUUACUUCAAGGAGGGAAUGGUUAUGUUGAGUGGCUUUGCUAACGAGAUGGUUUAG